This is a messenger RNA of Talpa occidentalis (Iberian mole), 699 nucleotides long. RefSeq names its product regulated endocrine specific protein 18 (gene RESP18). NCBI's taxonomy places the organism in Eukaryota, Metazoa, Chordata, Mammalia, Eulipotyphla, Talpidae. The coding region runs from base 1 to 699 and encodes 232 amino acids. The record is from RefSeq and is a predicted model, not a curated record. The transcript has 5 exons. Gene Ontology annotation, cellular component: endoplasmic reticulum.
AUGGUGGGGUGCCUAGGGGGUGCUAAGGAGAAAGGAGGAGUUGGGGUAGGCGUCUGCGAGAGCUGGGUCCGCCCGCGAUUGGCGGAGAGGCCACGAAGCGUUGUGAGGAUUCAGCCCCCGGCGGGUAGGACGCACCAGCCCCGCCCCAGCCCUCGGGCCGCGUCUCUACGGCCCCCCACGCCGGACUUAGGCGGGAGCGAGCGCGCCGGGGCCGGGAGGAUGCAGCGCCCGCUGUGGCUUGGGGGAUCCGAGGGGCUCCGGUUGUUUCUCUGCUUCCUGCUGCUGAUCAGUCGCCCAGGGGACUGCAGCGACAUUAGUGGCCACGAAGGUCAGGGCCAAGUGGGAGUGGGGCAGCUCUGGCCCCUCCAAGGAUUUACCAGCCCACUCUUCCGGCAUUUGCGAGUUGUACUCCAGCAGAUUGUGCCCCAAGGUUUGUUCUGGAAGGAUGACAUCACCCAGAAUGUGAUGACCCAGGAGAUGGAGCACAUCAGGAGACUCCACCCCCAAGAUCCAUGUCUGAGGGAUGGGCAGGCAGCCUUUCCCACCAAAACCACUGGAAGCCCAGUGUCCAAGGUGAACAGGGACCAGUGCUUUAGCUCCAAAGUGGUUUCAAAUGCCCUGAAACGAGAGGUGGCCAAGCCUGUCAAGGGCUUCUUUAAGCCUCCCCCCACGGCGGGCCGCAACCUCGUAGCUGAUUGA